AAGAUACAGACGGACAAGGUUUUUUACCAACCUUUUAAACACACCGGGAUAUGAUUUCAUGGGGUUGAACCAAGAUAUUGUCGGACAAAGUUCUUUCGCCAACUCUACAAGUGCGCCAGGCUAUGACUUCAUGGGGUUGAACCAAGAUCAAGCAUCACAGGUGAUACACAACUAUAUUCAUCUAAUUCCAAAAAUCUUCCAUGCGUAUGUUACACGCAUACAUAACGUGUUAGGUGAUGGAAAUUGUGGGUUUCGGGCGACAGCUUCUGCUCUCGGGUACGGUGAAGAUGAAUGGUUAUUUAUCCGGAGAUCACUGAUGGAAGAGCUACUCGAGUUUAGAAAUAAGUACACUAAGGCUUUCUUAGGCUCAUUCAAAGAUGUGUUCACGUCCUUGGCUUGGUCAGGAUUGGGGUUUGCACAUGAAAAACACUGGAUGAUUAUGCCAGAGGCAGGAUUCUUGAUUGCGAACAAGUUUAAUGUGAUCGUUCAUUUUUUAUCUCAAGAAAAAAGAAACAGUUCUACUUGUUUUUCGCUUUGGAGAGGCCCUCACGAGUUCCCAGAAAAAAAAAUAAUUACAAUUGCACACGUGAAUGGUAACCAUUUUAUAAUGGUAGAAUUGCAAGAAGAGUAUCCAAUUGCCAGCACAAACAACCUAUGGAAAUUAAUGAGAGAAAAUGAUGCAGCUGGCUGGGAGAAUAUAUUUGAAUCACGUCAAAAUAUGUAUAAGUCUUGGAUAGCAAAACCUGCUACAUUUGGGGGGACAUUGUCUGUUGGGAUCGCGCAAGAGAUAGGGCAUGAAUUGGAAUCGGAAGUGGAAUAUUUUGUUCCAAUACCAAAACCUUAUGUAAGAAUGUUUGGCGCUGCGGCAAAUGGAGGAGGCCGUCCCCUUGCAAGCGUACUUGAAUUAACUGCUAGUAAAUCUUACUACAAUGUUGUAGUCGAGUUGCCUCAAGUUCAAUAUGAAGAUGAAGCAAGAUGUACCGUGAAUAUCAAUAGCGAGGUGACCAUUGAAGGACAGAUAAGUCAUGGUGCAAUAUAUGCAGAUAAGCCCAUUAUCGGAAACAAAAGAAAGCGGGUCCAACUAUGCCCAACUGAACCAUGGGCUAUUUCUUUCUACUUCCCUGGCCUAGUGGACUGGUGGACCGCUUCUGUCCACGUUCCUUCAAGUAACAUUAUCGAAAUCCUUGUGAUGAAAACAAUGUUGCCGCUUGAACCUACAGCCACUGGUUCGACAGCUUUUGUCACUGGGGCUGGUCAUGACCUUGGUACAGUUGGUGAUACCUCACUUACCCCGUCCGACAUGGUGCGCGAGUAG
Molecule: messenger RNA, 1315 nt
Organism: Helianthus annuus (common sunflower)
Lineage: Eukaryota; Viridiplantae; Streptophyta; Magnoliopsida; Asterales; Asteraceae
Exons: 4
Coding region: 59-1315 (418 amino acids)
Cellular component (GO): nucleus
Source: RefSeq, a predicted model, not a curated record